Molecule: messenger RNA, 1994 nt
Organism: Euleptes europaea (tarantolino)
Lineage: Eukaryota; Metazoa; Chordata; Lepidosauria; Squamata; Sphaerodactylidae
Gene: MSL1
Product: MSL complex subunit 1
Exons: 8
Coding region: 1-1845 (614 amino acids)
Cellular component (GO): MSL complex
Source: RefSeq, a predicted model, not a curated record
AUGCGAUCCACCGUGUACAAAGCCACGGCGGCGGCCGCGACGACGGCGGCGGCGGCGGGGCCGGGCUUGCUGGAGCCUGGCCCGGAGGAAGAGGAGGAGCCGCCGCCGCCGCCUCCCCCCCAUCUCCGCCAGCCGCCGCCGCCGCCUCCCGCGCAGAACCAGGUCCCCGUGCCAGCCCCGGCGGCCGCGGCGGGUCCCAAGGGCCGGGCCAGCGUCCCGGCGGCCGCCCCGGGGCCGCCGCAACAGGAAGGCGGCGGAGGGGGCGGCGGCGGCUGCUGGGGCGGCCUGGUGCCUUCGCCGUGCCCGGCGGGCAGCACCCGGCAGGCGGGCGUGGGCGAUGCCGCCGGCAGCUCCCGCCCCUCCAAGUACCAGGCGGUGCUGCCCGGACAUACCGCGGCGGCGGCUGCUGCUGCCGCGACCGCCGCCGCCAAAGACGGCAAACGUGGCGGCGGAGGAGGCCCCCACUCCGGGCCCGGAAGAACCCCCGCGUCUCUUUCCCCUUCGCCGCUGCCUUCGCCGGCCUCCGCCACGGCCGAGCCCGGCCAGCCGCCACCGGGGACGGCGGCAGGGGGAUCGCCGGCCUCUUCGGACCCCGGCGGCAAGUGGAAAAGCGGGAGCAGCAGCAGCAGCACGGGGAGCGGCGGCGGCGGGGGGAGCAGCCUUCGGAAAAGCCCCAUGGGGGCCGGCGGGGGCGCCUCCAGCCAGGCGGCCUGUCUCAAGCAGAUCCUGCUGCUCCAACUGGACCUCAUCGAGCAGCAGCAGCAGCAGCUGCAGGCCAAGGAGAAGGAGAUCGAGGAGCUCAAGGCCGAGAGGGACACGCUCCUUGCUCGAAUUGAGCGCAUGGAAAGGAGGAUGCAGCUGGUGAAGAAGGACAGCGAGCGUGAAAAACACAAAAUAUUUCAAGGAUACGAAACUGAGGAGAAGGUGGAGCCUGAGGCGCCAGAGAAGUUGCCCAUUGAAUGCCCGCCCCAAGAACUCCUGGAGACACCGAAGCCGUUGUCUUUGAAACACUUCCCAUAUGGAAGAAAUGGAAAGGGUCACAAACGAAAGUCUGCGUUUGGAAGUGCGGAGAGGAAAACUCCAAUUAAAAAGCUGGUGGCUGAAUUCUCAAAAGUCAAGUGUAAAUCACCAAAGUCUUCUCCGUUGAAAGAAGAACCUGGCAGUUCUUUGACUGAAUCAGUGACCAGACGUGAACUACGAAGUCAGGAGACUCCAGAGAAAGCCCGAUCUUUGGGAGAUGCUCUGCUGAAAUCCUUGGCCCCUCUGAAAGGAGCUGGGGGCCAUGCAAAGGACAAGAGCUCAUGCAGCGAAACAGAAGACUUGGCAUACCUUUCCACCACUGAAAUGUACUUGUGCCGGUGGCACCAGCCGCCUCCUUCCCCAUUGCGAGAACCUUCUUCCAAGAAGGAGGAGACUGUAGCAAUUCCAUCAUGGAGGGACCAUGUGGUAGAGCCCUUAAGAGACCUGAAUCCUUCGGAGCUUUUGGAGAAUUUAGACGACAAUGUCUUCUCCAAACGGCACGCAAAGCUGGAGUUGGAUGAGAAGAGGAGGAAAAGGUGGGAUAUCCAGCGGAUCCGAGAGCAAAGAAUUUUGCAGCGACUGCAGCUGAGAAUGUAUAAAAAGAAAGGAAUUCAGGAAUCUGAGCCUGAAGUUACCUCAUUUUUCCCAGAGUCAGAUGAUGUUGAAAGCUUGCUAAUCACCCCUUACUUGCCUGUUGUAGCAUUCGGCCGACCACUACCAAAAUUAACCCCACAGAACUUUGAACUGCCGUGGCUGGACGAGCGAAGCCGUUGCCGACUGGAGAUGCAGAAGAAACAGACGCCUCACCGGACGUGCAGAAAAUAGGCAUGCCCAGUAGGAGGUAUCUCUGCCUCCGUGUUUGGCCUGGGCUGUUUGCAGCAAACGUCAGAGAACUGAAUAUGUUCUGUCACGUCAGUCUUUCUCCCCUCGAUGUACAUUCUUGUUCACUAUAGACACUUUUAUGCUUCUGUAUG